AUGGGUUGUGAUAGGUUCAAAGAGUUGUUCUAUGAGAAGUAUUUCCCUGCUCCCAAGAGGUGGGAACUAAGGGACCAGUUUAAUGGCAUUAUCCAAGGCAAUAUGUCAGUGAUAGAGUACAAGAAUAAGUUCACCUCUCUCUUUUGCUUUGCUCUAGAGAUGGUGAGCAAUAAAGUUGAAAAGACUAGGAAAUUUGUUUCCGGGCUUGAUUACAAAAUGAGGCCGCUGAUAACGGCACAGUGCAUCAAGGUUUAUUCUAAGGCAGUGGAAAGAGCAUUGAUGCUAGAGGCGGAGGCCAAAGAUAAAGAUGCAAGAAGGGCACUAUACAGGAUGGCACCAAUGGAAAUGCGGGAGCUGAAGGAUCAGAUUCAGCAACUUCUUAGCCAGGGUUUCAUUCGUAGAAGUACUUUACCUUGGGGAGCACCAGAGGAGCGACUGGUUUCUUAUGGGUCUCAUAAGCUUAUGUCUCAUGAGCUUAACUAUCCGACGCACGAUUUAGAGUUAGCAGCUGUAGUCUUUGCCUUUUGCAUUUGGAGGCAUUAUCUGUUGGGGGAGUCUUUCAGACUAUUCAGUGACCAUAAGAGUUUGCAGUACCUCUUCACGCAGAAGGAGUUGAAUAUGAGACAAUAUGCACUCAGUCGCCGACCUAAUGCCAGUUUUUCUGCAAUGUUUGCUACAGAAUGGAAUGCUUUGAAGACUGUAGAUGAGUUGUCUGAUGCUUUUGUGUCAUGGAUAGCAAUUACACCUACUAUCAUCCAUAAAGUACUAAAGGCACAACUUAUGGAUCAGCAGUGCAUUGAUAGAGUUACGGAGUUAGCUUCUGGUGAUGUUCCAUUUUACUCUGUCAGGGCAGAUAGAGGCUUAAGUACCUGUCAGAUGGUUAAGAUUGAUCAUCAGAGACCGCCUGGUUCUUUGCAGCCACUUCCUAUACCGGAGUGGAAAUGGGAGAGAUGUCAUGAGGACAUCUUACGAGAGUUCCACACUUCUCGCUUUGCAGUUCAUCCAGGUGGUGAACGUUGA
Molecule: messenger RNA, 1020 nt
Organism: Cornus florida
Lineage: Eukaryota; Viridiplantae; Streptophyta; Magnoliopsida; Cornales; Cornaceae
Exons: 7
Coding region: 1-1020 (339 amino acids)
Source: RefSeq, a predicted model, not a curated record